Messenger RNA from Paramacrobiotus metropolitanus, 1131 nucleotides. RefSeq names its product ethylmalonyl-CoA decarboxylase-like. Lineage: Eukaryota; Metazoa; Tardigrada; Eutardigrada; Parachela; Macrobiotidae. The transcript has 4 exons. The record is from RefSeq and is a predicted model, not a curated record. The coding region runs from base 151 to 1128 and encodes 325 amino acids. Gene Ontology annotation, biological process: fatty acid beta-oxidation. Gene Ontology annotation, cellular component: cytosol. Gene Ontology annotation, molecular function: enoyl-CoA hydratase activity.
GUCACCUUGUGUUUAUGAGUUUUUGAAAGUGUUUACCGUUUACGAGUUGUAGAAUUUUCUUGUUCCAGUUAAAUUGAGUUAAUCACGAGAACGAGUACUGUUUUGGCUAGCUGAAGUUGUUUUUUGGUUAGCGCCCGUGUUGUGUGAGUAAUGUUUCCGUGGAGCAGCAUGUGUCGGUCCACAGCAGCUGCGAGAAGCGGCGUCCCGUUCCCCUUGCGCGCCGUCUCCAGCUCGCCACCGGCCGCCGCGCUGCCCAAACUGUGCAUGGACUCGGCGGAGCUGCAGAAGCGCUGCGGGGACUUUCUGCGCAUCUGCCGCGAGGACGGCGGGGAGGGCUCCCUGGACUUGUCGUUCAGCUGCGACGACUCGCUGGCCGAGAUCAAAAUCAACAACUACACCAAGCGCAAUGCACUCUCGGGCAAAAUGAUGCUAGAGCUGGAGCGGAUCGUGACGGAACUGGAGUCGUGGAAGACGGGGAAAGCGCUGAUGCUGUACGGCGAGCGCGACUGCUUCUGCUCGGGCGGCGACCUGCACUUUGUGCGGCGCAUCGCCACGCCGGAGCUGGGCGCGCAAAUGUCCUAUUUCAUGCAGCACACGCUGCACCGUUUAUCCAACCUGCCGGUGGUGUCGCUGGCCGUGCUGCGCGGGGCGGCGCACGGCGGCGGCGCCGAGCUGUGCACCGCCUGCGACUACCGCAUGCUCACCAAGUCCAGCGACGUCCGCUUCGUCCAGGCCAAACUCGGCAUCACCACGGGCUGGGGCGGUGCUUCGCGACUAGCCAAGAUUGUCGGCCCGCACGUCGCCCUGGCUUAUCUCCUAUCCUCCGAGCCCAUUCCGCACUCGCUGGCCCGCGGCACCGGCUUCGCGCAACUGAUCUUCAACAACGCCGAAGCGGUGGACAUGAGCCGGUUGUGGCUGGCGGACAACAUCCUGAAAGUGCCGGCGCCGGUGGUGCGCGCCUACAAGACGCUGCUGUCGCGCGUGGAUUCAUCGCGCCUGCUGGAGGCCUACGAGCUGGAGACGCAGGCCUUCAGCACGACGUGGGGCUCGGCGCAGCACUUGGACGCCAUCGCCGCCGUCCUCGACAAAGCCCCGCUUAGCUCCGCUGCCACACAGCCCGGCAGUUAGCGG